This is a messenger RNA of Penicillium griseofulvum, 711 nucleotides long. RefSeq names its product 3'-5' exonuclease. The transcript has a single exon. Gene Ontology annotation, molecular function: exonuclease activity; nucleic acid binding. The coding region runs from base 1 to 711 and encodes 236 amino acids. Lineage: Eukaryota; Fungi; Ascomycota; Eurotiomycetes; Eurotiales; Aspergillaceae. Gene Ontology annotation, biological process: rRNA processing; ribosomal large subunit assembly. The record is from RefSeq and is a predicted model, not a curated record. Gene Ontology annotation, cellular component: nucleus.
AUGGUUGGAGUCAAACACGGUCGCCAAACUCUCGUUUUUCUCAGUGCUAUCAACUUUUUGACGGGCGAAGUGCUUAUAAGUCGCUAUGUUAAUCCAUCUGAAAAGGUGCUUGAUUGGAGAUAUGAGUUCAGUGGCGUGACACAGACUAUCAUGACUAGCGCCGUUGCGUCUGGUGCAGCAUUUAAAAACUGGCGAGAGGCACGCGAUAGAUUGUGGGAGUUUAUGGAUGAUUCAACCGUGUUGGUUGGCCAUUCUCUCUACUAUGACCUUGAAGUACUAGGCAUGUCUCAUACUAAAAUUGUCGAUUCGGCAAUAUUGGUUGCUGAGAGUGUUUUCCCUUCCAUCCCGUCAACGAGGCCAUUGACCCGUCAGUGGGGGUUGAAAACACUUGCAAAGGACUUUUUGGGGUUGGACAUACAGAAGAGUGAUCGCGGGCAUAAUGCUUUGGAGGAUGCAUAUGCAACUCGGAACGUUGUCAUCUGGUGUAUCAGGAACCCGGAAGAUCUUAAAGUAUGGGCCGAAAAGGCUCGACUCCAGGAAGAGCAGAAGCGACAAAGAAAUGGUAAAAGCAAGUCCAAGGGCAAGUUCCGUGCCCAGUAUUCUCCAAAUUGGGAAGAUGAUACGUCACUCGACGAUGAGCCGGAUAUUCGACUUUCAGAUCUCGCGGAGGACCUUGACUGGCCUGAAGGAUAUGAUCCUUGGUCUGAUUGA